AUGCGCUCAAACUUCCUCUCCGGUUCUGGCAGCAAAUCCCGCCAUUUCUCUGAUAUCCUUGAGGCUAUCUGGACGGCCGACGAUGGUCUUCCUCCACCUGAAGACAAGGAACGGUCGUUGAGCUUCUCAUACACUGCCGAAUUCUCCGACAUCGGUUACGCCCGACCAGCCCUCUCGACGUUUGCUGUACGGAUUGUCCGGGAGGAACUCAAGAGAGAACGCAACUCUGCAGUCAAGACAUCGAGCGGGCUUCACACAUUGGUAAAAUCUGGACACGGUGCUACAGAGACCACUUGGGAGCAUCUCACCGCCAGUACUAUCGCCGGUGCAUCGCGGAUACUUCGUGCCCAUCAGCCCCUCACCUGGAAUUUCAUCGAGGACCUAUCGACACCCAAGUCUCGUGGUUCUAACGUUAUCGUACAGUAUCGGUAUCGGCCUCCCGCAAUAGCUACAGCGCAUGUCUUGAGCUUCAUCAAUUUCACUCACAACUCUCACGCGAAGCUCCUUCCCCUUCUGCUUGGGAUCUUCUUCUUCUCAUGCCGGGCAAACCGCGAGCUAUUUGCACUUGGAAGCCGUGUUGGACUGAUCACAAGCUACACUGGCACCAUUCUCGCACUCCGACGGAUGGCCGCCUACGCUGCCAAACAUAUCAAGGAGCUUGGUACCAGUCCCGUCUCGGCUCUUGCGCUUCUCAUUGACAACACCCAAAGCUACGCCCGCGCACGCUCUAUGAGGAUGGGCACCACCGACAGGAUGAUUGUUGGAACAGCAGCAACUGCGUAUGAGCUCGAAGAUUGUGAUUUGCAGGCCCUAGAUCUCGACGACAAGCUUGCACGCAUAGCCGAGAAUAAACGGAAGGACUUCACUGUGGAGAAGCUUGUGCGGAUGACCGACAUGGACUUGAUUCAGAAGGCAUGCUCGAUGCAGUGGCUCCAGAUUCUCAUCCGCUAUAUUCCGGAGCUUUCUUCCCGGUACAAGGACGAGGCUGCUCAGGAAUACGACAAGAUCGUGGCUCCACAUCGUCCGAGAAAAAUACGCAAAACCAAAACACAUCCUCUCGCUCCUAAUGGCCGCAACGAAUCGGUCACUUCUGAAUUACUUCUUGGUCUCAAGCACUUCCUCUCUCAACUUGGUCAUACCGAAGACGACCAGCUAAGACGCCUGAUUCCUGUCGGCGGAGACGGCCUAACCUACGAGAGACUGGUGCAGCUGAAGAAGUACAUGCAGCUUCAUCCUGAAGCGGCUCAACGGAUGGAUCACAUCGAACCAUUCCUCCAACUAUGGCACACUGCGUGGACGGAUGUUAGCCGUAUCUUUGAGUCUCACUGGGAUAGUGAUCUCUCAGACGACCCUUCUUCCCUUGGUCACAGUGCCACCAAGAUUGGGCGCAAGGCGCCUUCAAACCUGAAAAAGGUUGACUACUAUCCCGCAAUCGAUACCGCAUACUUGGUAUUAGAUGUUCGCGUCCUAGAUUGCUGGAGGCUUCACUUUGGUACCGAGGAUCUGUUCUUGUACUUUACCAAAUUAGAAGAACAAGACAAGAUCCCCUCAUUUGAGUCCCUGCUCUCUGCGGCAUCGACAUUAUGGGGGCGCUAUGCGUCUCCUCGAUCUUUCAUCAAAGUAUUCCGUGGAGGAAGCAACGAAACUAGUCACGGAAACAUCCCUCACGGAUCCCCGUGGCAGUCCCCACAGAUGCCUACAGCCGAUCACAUCUCUGAACCUCGUGGAGAGUCUAGCAAGCCAAAGCGGCAGGCGAAGAAGAAGGAGUGGGAGGCUGAUGCGGACCGUCCACAUCCGCAAGGUGAUACAGCAUGUGGAAGGUCUAUGCGGUUUCUCUGGGAUGCAUCUAUAUCACGCGAAAUGGCAAUGGCAACUGCUGCUGGAGCGAUUGGAAUUGUGUACGAGUGCGUGAAGCUUCUACUAUUGAGCUUUGCCGGCUCGACACAUACAAAAUACGCGGUAUAUCUCCUUGAAAUGAUCUGCAACCAUGAGGACGAGAGCAGUACGGCACUCCAACAGUUGAUGCUCAACAACUGGCUGGUCAAUCCAAGCGGAGAAUCGGGCCGUUGGAUGGAAGGUGAUCUCUACCAGGAGCACCUGAAUGGUCUCCUCGAGCAGCAUAAUUCGAAGAAUCAUGACUUUGACUCCAAACACAUGCAGGAAACGGUUGGGCGCAACAUCGCACAUUUCUAUGACUUACAGCGUGAAAUGCGGGAAGGUGCACAGCUCAAGCCACGAGGAUGGAAACACACCAAUCCCCACACACGCCCAGAGGUCCGGACCCUACUUGACAUCUACAAGACAACGGAACUGCACACGUUCAGACCGGGAAGGUCAUACGAACGUCAUGGCCGAGAGGUGAACGAUCUGGAGCGCGGAAUGAGGAUGCUUCGUGAAACCAAGAUACCCGCUUGGAUUCAUGAUACAUUCCGAGGACGAGACAUUGCAGAGGGAAAGCUUACCUUUUCAGUGGAGCCAUCCCAACGUCAAGAUAUCGUGGACGAUUUGGAAGCACUGGAAGAUGAGUACAUACCACAGACAGCAGGACGGCUCAUUGUACGUGAUGGUGAGUUGUUUGUUGAGAUUGAUGAUAGUGGAUUGGAAGAGGAGGUUGUCGAAGAGAUAGAUGGAGAAGUAGAUACGUAG
Punctularia strigosozonata HHB-11173 SS5 is the source of this 2646-nucleotide messenger RNA. RefSeq lists its product as uncharacterized. NCBI's taxonomy places the organism in Eukaryota, Fungi, Basidiomycota, Agaricomycetes, Corticiales, Punctulariaceae. The record is from RefSeq and is a predicted model, not a curated record. The transcript has 4 exons. The coding region runs from base 1 to 2646 and encodes 881 amino acids.